AGAAGAUUCAAAUCCAUAUUAUCGCUGCCGGUAAUUUCUGAGCUGCUCAAUCCUUUCUAGACGUACUUCGGUUUCCCAUUUUUCUAAAAGAUGAACUUCCAGAACCGAUGUACACUUGCGGCCUUUCUGUUGGUUUUACCUGGCUUUUGUGUCUUGGAGGAUAUAAGACAUUUAAUAUGGGAGCAAUGCACAGAUGAUCUUUUUGAGACAGAAGUAAAUGGAAUGGUUCUACUCAACCAUUCGUUCCGCUUGCUUAAAGCAGAAAUGCCGAUUCUUUGUUUAUUUGUUUGUAAAUCGAACAAAGACUGUGUUUCGUUCAAUAUUGCUCCUUCCAAUGAAACCGAAGGAUGGUUUUCUUGUGAGCUGAAUCAGGCCGACAGAUAUAGUUCCCCACAAGAUUUCCAAGAAAGAAAAGGAUUCUCGUACAGAGGAAUAAAGAAUCCAUGUUUGAAUAAUGGUCUCUGCGAAGGAAACAAGACUUGCACACGGCUAGGGUACGACCUAACGAACUACACUUGUCUCUGCCCAAAUGGAUAUUUUGGCCAGAACUGUGAAAAGGGUAAGGAAUAA
This is a messenger RNA of Actinia tenebrosa (Australian red waratah sea anemone), 570 nucleotides long. RefSeq lists its product as uncharacterized. The record is from RefSeq and is a predicted model, not a curated record. Lineage: Eukaryota; Metazoa; Cnidaria; Anthozoa; Actiniaria; Actiniidae.